This is a messenger RNA of Ictidomys tridecemlineatus (thirteen-lined ground squirrel), 1600 nucleotides long. The record is from RefSeq and is a predicted model, not a curated record. NCBI's taxonomy places the organism in Eukaryota, Metazoa, Chordata, Mammalia, Rodentia, Sciuridae.
AUGGAGAGGCCCACGUGGCUGAGCAGGGGCGCAGGAUCAGAGGGACGUGGUGAAUGGCGGAGGCGGCUUCAGCCCCAGGCCACUGGGAAGGGCUUGGGGAGCCGGGAGCCCGGCGCAGCGCCACCGCGGGGGCCUGGGGGCGGCGGAACCCGCCGAGAGGAGGUGCCCAGGGGGCGAACCCGGGUCCCGGAUCUCAGGCAGCCACGUGGGGACAGCGCGUCUCCCGGGAUCUCGAGCGCGGGACGGCUCCUGGCCCGGCCCUCCCUCCGGAUCCGGGCGCCGCCCUCGCUGGCUCCAGGCGCAGCCGCCGGCGCAGGGCCACCUCCCGCCCGCGGGCCACAGCGCUCGGCCGCGGGUCCGGGCUCCGGAUUGCAGCCGCCGGCCCCGAGGAGAGGACCGGCUGCCCAGAGCCGGGUCCCGGGGCUCCCUGGGGAGGCCGAUCCCGGGGGGCCCCCCGACUGCCUCCCGAGCAGGGCGGGAAGACGACCCCGGUCCCCAGAGCCCUGCGAGCGGGCCGCCCGGGGAGCGCCGGACAGAUGGUGCUUCAAGAGGCAGCUUGUGGACCUGGUGAUGGAGGGCGUGUGGCAGGAGCUGCUGGACAGCGCCCAGAUCGAGAUCUGCGUGGCCGACUGGUGGGGCGCCCGAGAAAACUGCGGCUGCAUCUACCGGCUUCGGGUCCGCCUCCUGGACACGUAUGAAAACGAAGUGGUCAAGUUCUCAGCGUCCCCCAACCCAGUCCUUCAGUGGACUGAGAGGAGCUGCCGACAGGUCUCCCACGUCUUCACCAACUUCGGCAAGGGCAUCCGCUACGUGUCUUUUGAGCAGUACGGGAGAGACAUGCGUUCUUGGGUGGGACACUAUGGUGCCCUGGUGACCCACUCCAGCGUGAGAAUCAGGAUCCGCCCGUCCUAGUGACCAGUUUGACCCCGAAGUCCAGGCUGCACUGCCACCUGCUGGAUGCUGUCAAAAUCAAGGGUGGCUUCACAUCCCAGAGCCAGAGGAUACUCAGGGACAGUGGGGGUCCCGUGUGGCUUCUUCCCCGGGCACACCUCCCGUAACCCACUUGCUGCUGUUUUGGCGUGGCCGUCCUCAUGCUGUGUGACAAACCAGGGACCCAGGGGGCUCCUUAGAGCUUCCUCAGCUCCUCAGCUGGGGGUGUCAUAAAAGUAACUGACAUUUAGUUGGUUCAUGUCUAUAAAUUAUUUCCUCAUGUGAUGUCAGUGGGUAAACCAUUCCCUGGUGACUGGUCUGCGUGUUUUGGGGUGAGCUGACUGCAGGCAGGGAGCGGAGGCCGUUCAGAGCAUCUGACCUGGAGACCAGCAAAGACCCCAGAGAAAUCCCAUGUGGUCUGGGGAGUCUCCGGGAUCCAGCUGUGGGGCCAUGAACCCCCCACUGCUGAGCAAUGUCCACCCCGCUGCCCAUCAGCACCUCCUCUGGGGCCGGGUCCCUGCCCUCAGCUCCAGCCGGAUCCACCCUCCUUCCCUGCACUCACACCAUCUUCUAUAGAGACUUCUUGAGCAAGGUGUGCCAGGAGCGCUUUCCUCAUCUCCGGGCACGGUCAACCAACCAACCAGCUCAAUAAAACUGGUGCUAAACAUGA